Messenger RNA from Rhagoletis pomonella (apple maggot), 1218 nucleotides. RefSeq lists its product as uncharacterized. NCBI's taxonomy places the organism in Eukaryota, Metazoa, Arthropoda, Insecta, Diptera, Tephritidae. Bases 49 to 837 code for a protein of 262 amino acids. The transcript is spliced from 4 exons. The record is from RefSeq and is a predicted model, not a curated record.
UUUGACGAGUAUAAAUCAAAUGCUUAGGUCUCUUUAAUUUUGUUAAAAAUGCAACAAAUAGCAAUUGAUAGAUUCCUAAUGGCAAUGAGCGUUUUAUUAACAUCACCUGAAAAUUAUCUACAAAUAAACUCACAAGAUGUAGAUAUAAGACCAUUUAUGCGCACUGGCGUUGUUGAUGUAGUAGAGCAAACUUGCAAUAUACCGGAAAUGAGGAAUCUAAGCAGCGUCUUAAGCGCAGUGAUGGACAAUCAGUUGGCAAUAAAUCGUAGAGUAAAAAACAUUAUGGAUGAUCUAAAAACAAACGCAAAGUACUUUGGCGGUAACCACGCUCUCAGUUGUGACAAUCAACAAGUCGGAGAAGUCAUUAUAAAGCUGCCCAAUUUGCCAACUGCCUUCCCGGUGCGAUGCGUAAGCAAUGAAUACGGCGACAAUUGGUUAUUGAUCGCUCAACGCGAUGUUGAGAGCAAAUUGUUGUACAAUACCACAACGCAAUCAAUAGAAAAUAGUGUUGGUGACCCACAAGGGGAGUAUUUUAUUGGUUUUAAAAAAUUACGCGCCAUAACUGAAAGUUAUCUGUGCGAGUUGCUGUUUGUUUUUCAGAAAAGUGGCGAACAAAAUUUUUAUGAUCAUUUUGAAGCUGUUGCAUUUGGUGCUGAUAAUAUGGUAAAAAUGCUGGGUCAGCAUAAAACCAAUGGAUUUCGUAUAUUUGAACCCGUGUCAAGGCAUGCGAAUGCCGUGAAUUCGAUGUUGGCUUUGAAAUCGGCUUAUUUUACAGUAACAGUAUAUUUGAGAAGAACCACAUUGGAUGUGAUUCCACAACUGAAGAAAACAACAUAAGGCGAAAAGUGGUGAAGCCACAUAAAUAUAUUUACGUAAAUUUAGCUUCUUCAUAAAUAUAGUACUUAAAUAUUUACAGACUCUUAUUUGACGAUAAAUACUUACUGAUUUAAUUUAUUCAUACAAAUGUAUGCAUGUUACAUACAUGUAUAAUGUACGAUGUAUAAUGUAUAAAAAGUUUCGAAAGAUGUACAUUAGGAUAUACAUAUGUGAGUUGGGUCGAUUUUAAAAUGUCUCAAAAAAUCGAUUUUUUUAUACAAAUGUUUACACAUUUUACCAACAAAAUCAAAAUAAUGAGAUUAGUCCAGCUCACGUAAAUCCUAAUAUUUUCUCGAAAUGUUUUGCGAAAGUUUUCAAAUAUAACCAAUUUUAUAAUCCCGU